Molecule: messenger RNA, 3886 nt
Organism: Acinonyx jubatus (cheetah)
Lineage: Eukaryota; Metazoa; Chordata; Mammalia; Carnivora; Felidae
Gene: GCK
Product: glucokinase
Exons: 10
Coding region: 1142-2539 (465 amino acids)
Biological process (GO): intracellular glucose homeostasis; regulation of insulin secretion; glycolytic process
Cellular component (GO): cytosol; mitochondrion
Molecular function (GO): D-glucose binding; mannokinase activity; glucokinase activity
Source: RefSeq, a predicted model, not a curated record
GGGCUGGGUCCUGGCCCCUCUUUGCUCUGUUCCCACUGUCCCACCCCGUAGCCACCGGCCACGUGAGUCCUGGAAGUGUGCCAGUCCUAACUGAGGAACACUGCGAGUGUAAAACACACCAGACCUCGGAGGCUGAGGCCAGAAAUGCCAGCUGGGUGUCACUGGUGUUGCACAGUUGGCCCCGGUGGUUAGGUGAGCGCCCUGAGCCAGCAGCAGGGGCAGCUCCAGCGCUCUGGCCUCCUGCUCCCAUCCCAGGGCUGACUCCUGUGGUGGGGGUGGGGGUGGGGGUGCGUGCAUCCCAGCUGAGCGCCCAGGGUCCGUGGCCUCCUUGUGGCUGGGCCCGCCGCUCAGGCCAUUUCACCGUAGGCAGGGGAAGCGGUCACAGAGCUCCGUGGCCGGGCGGGUGGCCGUGCCGAUGGCCACGCUGACUGCUCCCCGUCCGUCCCCUCUGCUCCUUAGGAUGUGGGCUUAGAAGACCCCUCGAGCCUGCCCUGGGAACUGCACAGGUGGCCAAGUGUGGCUGGGCCGUCACCAUGGUGAUGGGGAUGGAGGCCUGUUGCCAUCGGCCCCAGUUUUCUGCAUGGCAGGUCUAAUGACAGGACUGUCAGCCCAGCGGAGGCCGAGGGCGCGAGCUGCUCCUGGUUGCCAUGGCAGUGCGGGCCCUCUUGGGGAGCACAGAAGGCCCCGUGGGGGGACUCCCCACUCCACACCUGGUGGAGCAGGAAGUACGGGCCGAAAGCAGGUUGGGGUGUGAGGGGGACACGGUCACCUAGAGCCUAAUUGCUGGAGGGCUGUCCUCCGGCCACACGAGGGGAGCGCCCCGCUGCCAAGCGUGUCUGGAGGGCACCUCAGCUCAGCACAGCCUGCAGAGGAAGCUGCCCGGCGCUGGCAUCACCUCCCGCAAUGGCCUGGCGGGCCUCUACAGGGAAGGCUCCGGGCUGCAGCCCCGAGGGGAAGGCUGUACAGCAAUGAGAAGGAGGAAACUCUGUGCCUGAUCCUUGAGCCAGAACCCGCUGAAAGGUGGCCCGCAUCCUCCCUUCGGAUUCUUCCCCGGCAGGCAGAGGCCUGGGGGUAUUUCUGCUCCGGAAGGUGUUGGGGGGCACCGGGGGGUCCCAGCUCCCACGGGCUGGCCCCUGCACACAUGCUGGACGACAGAGCCAGGAUGGAGGCCACCAAGAAGGAAAAGGCAGAGCAGAUCCUGGCCGACUUCCAGCUGCAGGAGGCCGACUUGAAGAAGGUGAUGUGGCGGAUGCAGAAGGAGAUGGCGCGAGGCCUGCGGCUGGAGACCCACGAGGAGGCCAGCGUGAAGAUGCUGCCCACCUAUGUGCGCUCCACCCCGGAAGGCUCUGAAGUUGGGGACUUCCUCUCCCUGGACCUGGGUGGCACCAACUUCAGGGUGAUGCUGGUGAAGGUGGGGGAGGGCGAAGAGGGGCAGUGGAGCGUGAAGACCAAGCACCAGAUGUAUUCCAUCCCCGAGGACGCCAUGACGGGUACUGCUGAGAUGCUCUUUGACUACAUCUCUGAGUGCAUCUCCGACUUCCUGGACAAGCACCAGAUGAAGCACAAGAAGCUGCCCUUGGGCUUCACCUUCUCCUUCCCCGUGAGGCACGAGGACAUCGACAAGGGCAUCCUCCUCAAUUGGACCAAGGGCUUCAAGGCCUCAGGAGCAGAAGGGAACAACAUCGUGGGGCUCCUACGUGAUGCCAUCAAACGGAGAGGGGACUUUGAAAUGGACGUGGUGGCGAUGGUGAAUGACACUGUGGCCACGAUGAUCUCCUGCUACUAUGAAGACCGCCGGUGUGAGGUUGGCAUGAUUGUGGGAACAGGAUGCAAUGCCUGCUACAUGGAGGAGAUGCACAACGUGGAGCUGGUGGAAGGGGACGAGGGCCGCAUGUGCGUCAACACCGAGUGGGGCGCCUUCGGGGACUCCGGAGAGCUGGACGAGUUCCUGCUGGAGUACGAUCGCGUGGUGGACGAGAACUCCCUGAACCCCGGGCAGCAGCUAUACGAGAAGCUCAUCGGCGGCAAGUACAUGGGCGAGCUGGUGCGGCUCGUGCUGCUGAAGCUCGUGGACGAGAACCUGCUCUUCCGCGGGGAGGCCUCGGAGCAGCUGCGCACGCGCGGCGCCUUCGAGACGCGCUUCGUGUCGCAGGUGGAGAGCGACUCGGGCGACCGCAAGCAGAUCUACAACAUCCUGAGCACUCUGGGGCUGAGGCCCUCAGCCACCGACUGCGACAUCGUGCGCCGCACCUGCGAAAGCGUAUCCACACGCGCUGCGCACAUGUGCGCCGCGGGGCUGGCGGGCGUCAUCAACCGCAUGCGCGAGAGCCGCAGCGAGGACGUGAUGCGCAUCACCGUGGGCGUGGACGGCUCUGUGUACAAACUGCACCCCAGCUUCAAGGAGAGGUUCCACGCCAUCGUGCGCAGGCUGACGCCCAGCUGCGAGAUCACCUUCAUCGAGUCGGAGGAAGGCAGCGGCCGAGGAGCCGCCCUGGUGUCCGCGGUGGCCUGUAAGAAGGCCUGCAUGCUGGGCCAGUGACGACAGAGGCCACGAGGCAAGGAGGAGGCAGGGCUCGCUGGACCUGGGCUCCCGGGGACUCGCUCCCCACAGGAGCCCCCAGCCUGGCCCAGUGAGGAGGUCUCUUCGUUGUAAGGACCUGGACGCCUCGCCUUCCAUCCCCGUGGUGACCCUGGAAGAUGCGGAAAGGCCCGCGGGGAGGAGGGGACGGGGAAUUGCAGCGCCCAGGGCAGGCCUCUUGCCUCAGAGGCAGUUGGUGGGACAGCCCAAACCCCUGACUGGGUUGGGAGCUGAGAUGAGCAGGAAUAAAGACCACCCCCCCCAAACCCCCCACCUAUCCUGCUGGAAUCAAGGACCCACACAGAGGGGAGCUGCUCACUCAGGACUUUGCUGCAUUUCUGUACUGCCUGCCUCUUGGCGUCUUUGGCCAUGUCAGCCUCCCGUGGGCCCUGCUCUGGACCCUGCGGUGGCAUGGGGACUCAGCCCACUGGGAAUGCAGCCCUGCUGACCUGGAUGGACCUAGACCCGGGUUCCACAGGGGUCCCAGGCUGCCAGCCACCCGGGCCUGGCUGUUUUCCUGCCUGGUGGGGGUUGGGAAGUGGGAGAGGAUGGGCUCCAGGACCGGUUCCACAGUGGAGGCAGCUUGUCCCUGAGGCCUGUAGAUGGUGGCUUUUGUGCUGUCCUACUGCCAUCCACCAGUGGUUUGUGGUUUUGGGAUGCACCCUCACAUGGGGUGCAAGACACAGAGCCCCUACAGCCCCUGCCCAGAGGGACCCAAGAGGAAGAGGAGCCCCCCACACUCCCACCCACCGGCAGGCCUGGGAGCACCUCUGUGAUGGAGUCUUCAGCUCCCAUGGGGCUGGCCUGGAGAGAAACCUCGGGGAGCACUCAGCACCCAGGGACCCCAGGCCUCCCUCUUCCCACCAGACCUCCAUGUGCCACACCAACCUCUCAUGCCCAACCUGGGACUGUGUGGUUUUUUAAAUAAAAGUUGUAAAAAUUUAGAACAUGGCCUUGACCAGUGUUCUCUGAUGUCUGUGUAUACUGGCUGUGGGACAGUAGGGAGACCUGAUCACAUGCACACAGACACUUGCAAGCCUAGGUAUGUCUUGGAAUUCACACCCCCCCCCCCACCGGCCUUGAUGGGGAGUGUGCAGUGACACACAGACCUAAGGGUUAGAAAUGAGGUGGCAUUGGCGGGUGGUGGGUGUAGGUGCUGCAUUGCCCCGGCUGGCUGCCUGUGGGGACGUGGGUGUGGACCCACUGUAUCUGCUCACUCAGCAGCUCUGCGGUGUCUGAGAGCCCCAGGGAGGGGCUGUGAGGAGUUAGGGGCCAGGGCACUGCUCUGGGAAGUGGGCCGGGCUGCUC